Archocentrus centrarchus (flier cichlid) is the source of this 983-nucleotide messenger RNA. RefSeq names its product MORN repeat containing 5 (gene morn5). Lineage: Eukaryota; Metazoa; Chordata; Actinopteri; Cichliformes; Cichlidae. The transcript is spliced from 5 exons. The coding region runs from base 107 to 853 and encodes 248 amino acids. The record is from RefSeq and is a predicted model, not a curated record.
AACCAGUACCUUAUUGCCAUGGUAACGGUACACUCCGCAUUUGCGCUGUAUUUUUCAGUAGUUUUCAGAUCGAAUUUGUACGCUUUGAAAACAGGACAACGUGUUAAUGGAGUAUACUGGAAGCAGUUAUAAGGGAGCUACAAAAAAUGGAAGGAUGGAAGGUGAAGGAGAGUAUACCUUCCCUACAAAUACAAGAUAUGUGGGAGAGACGAAAGAUGGGAUGUUCCACGGCAAAGGAGUGCUGCACUUUCCCAAUGGAAGUAAAUAUGAGGGUAGUUGGGAAAACGGCAGAGUCAAACAGGGAACAUUUACCUUUGCGGACGGUCUGCAGUACCAGGAGAAGGACUGGGACUACUGCAGUGGUUCUGACAGGCGCUUCUACUCUGAGAGGUGCAAUGGACUCAGACCUGCAGGAAAAUCUCAGAUAACAGAUUUACAUCCUCCACGAGCCAUUCCUGACAGAUGUUACGACUGCGGAGAUGGUUUCUAUAACCCCAAGACCAGAGUGGUCACGGACUACACCGGCAGGUUUCUGAGGAAUGCAGCCCUGGGAGGUGAAGGCAUAUUUGUCAGAGUGGGUGUGAAGACCGAAUUUAUUGCCUCGUGGUUUCCGCCCAGGAUGAAGACUGAAGGGAUGAUGGGGCACAGGGAAGGCCCACCCUCCCAGUGGAGAUGUUUGCAAUGCAGCAAGAAAAAGGAAGGAGAUCCCCAUGAAGCUGUUGGGAAAAUUGAGCCAGUGAAGACAAAGACUCGUGCUUUUGUUUUUGUUUUGUUAUGUUUUUUGUUUUGUUUUUUUAAAAGCUGCAAAAAGAAUUAUUUUAACCCCCUAGAACUGCAUGCUGUUGCUAGGUAAUAUCAGGCUAAACUAUACUAACCGGUCAAAUUGGACCUUCUGCAAAGAAGCUGUUGCAAACUUGGACAAACAGCCCCUCUUGGAACAGCGCCAAGCAGCAAAAACAAUAGGAUCUGUUGAUAAUUUUCCC